AUGUAUCAACAAAUUGAGUUCUUCUUGACAAAACUUUUUGAAUUAUUUUUCAAAUAUUUUAUUGAUUUCAUUAAAUCAAAUCGACAAUUAAUUGAAAAUGCUUCAUCUUCUCAUUCUUAUACUUCAUCAACUCAAUAUUCGACCACGUCUGUUCCGAAUAUAGCCAAACUUUUCAUCGAAAAAUUAAAUGAACUCGAUUCUGUAAAAACUUUAACCAAUUAUGAAUACCCUCUUAAUGGAGGAACAUGUUGGAAUUGUAAGAAGAAAGAGCAUUCACAUUCUUGUUGCAUAGCAUGCAAAGAAGAAGCUGAUCGAUGCAAAUGUAAAUUCAUUUGUGGUCUCACAUAUCCUACCCAAUUCGAUAAACAUGAAUGA
This is a messenger RNA of Cetraspora pellucida, 375 nucleotides long. NCBI's taxonomy places the organism in Eukaryota, Fungi, Glomeromycota, Glomeromycetes, Diversisporales, Gigasporaceae. The record is from the annotation of a GenBank genome assembly.